Molecule: messenger RNA, 14705 nt
Organism: Frieseomelitta varia
Lineage: Eukaryota; Metazoa; Arthropoda; Insecta; Hymenoptera; Apidae
Product: hydrocephalus-inducing protein-like
Exons: 70
Coding region: 59-14662 (4867 amino acids)
Biological process (GO): axonemal central apparatus assembly; cilium movement
Cellular component (GO): axoneme
Source: RefSeq, a predicted model, not a curated record
AUCCGGAGAUUUCCAAGGAAAUCUUUUCCUCGAAUACGAGACUGGUGAAAAAGUGCGAAUGGAUCUCCGGAGUUCCGCGGAAAACUGUCCCAUUCGAAUCGACAGAGGUAGUGUCAGAAUGGAAGAAACUUUCUUAGGUCUGUCAAGAAGCAAGAUCCUCACGAUUCACAAUAGGAGCAAUUACAUCGUCAAGUAUAAGUGGAUGCAGCUUGAGAGUAUCGAAGCGGAUAACGAGCGUAAAGAACAUUACAAAAAACUAUUCCAUUUGGUUUAUGAGAGCGAGCUUGAUCGUUGCGUGGAUCUCGCUCAUUAUAACGUGUGCACUCCUGAUAUUCACCAAUUGGUUUAUCAACGUAUCUACACGGACGAACUUGAGUCACUGACAAAAGAAACUUUCCAGUAUAAUCAUAUUUGUUUUAAGUUUGCACAACAGGAAGCUGAAAUUUGGCCGCAAUCGUCUACCGAGGUUACAGUUUUCUUUUAUGCGUUAGAAGUCGGUGAGGUGAACUGCACUGCCUACUUGGAAGUGACUGGCCGCGAAGAUAGAAUACCACUAAGUCUUUAUGGAACAGGUAAAGGACCGGUUAUCCAGCUGAACGUGCUCACGAUCAAUUUGGAGAACAUAUACAUGUGUUCCGUGCACAAUUACGAGAUAAUAGCGGUGAACAAAGGGCACAUUUGCGGGACGCUGAUCUACAGGGCGAAACCAACCGACUUCGGCGGAACGAUCGACGUGACACCGCCUAGCCUUAAACUACAACCAGACGAGCAUAAAUCCUUCAAUUUGUCGUUUUCGUCGAAUCGCAAGGGCGAUUUUGUCGAGAGGGUCGAUUUCGUGGUGAAAGAGAGCCUCGAAGUGCUCAGCUUGCAUAUCAAGGGAUGCAUCAUAUGCCCGACUUUGCACUUUGAUAAGGACAGCCUCGAUUUCGGGACGACGGCCAUCGGAUUUAGUACUAGGCAAGACGUAUAUUUGCACAACCUAGCUCUCAUACCUGUAUCUUUCAUCAUAACCGUGUUAAAUGAUGGAGAUCAGGCUCCAUUGCAUCAUGAAGAUUUCGCGAAAGCUUCAAAAAAGCCAAGUUUCCCGAGCAAACCGCAAGAAUUUCAGGUUGUCCCGAUGGAAGGGGUGGUAGAAGCUCAUGAUUCGCUGAAAAUCAAGAUCAUUUACACUGCCAAUAUCGCACGUGUCGGUCAGACGGUUGUUCAAGUGGACAUGUGGGACUCUGAUUCGGAUCCUGUCACCUUGCCAGUAACAUUCUGCGGUGCAGUGCCAUCGCUAUCGAUCGUUCCACGAGAAAUUACUCUUCGAUUUUGUUUCGUCAAUUUUCCUUAUUUACGAUCCUUCGCUGUGGAGAAUAAUUCCGAUUUGGAUGGCUACUUUUAUUUGAUGCCUCAACAAGUAUCAGACGAUUCACCGGUGAUUUGUUCUCUUUGCAACAAUCAGGGAUACGUCAAGGCUCGUCAAUCGAAGACUAUCGAAGCCACUAUUAUUACGAAGGCUCUGGGACGUCACAAAAUCACGUUAAAUAUGUUAGUCAUGGGAGAUCCAUCGCCAUCUUGUAUAACGAUAACAUGCAAUGGACAAGGGCCCGUGGUUUCUGCAGGGCCAAGUUUCUUGGACUUUGGCACUAUGAAAGUUCUCGAAGAGAAAACUAAGGAAUUCCACCUGAUCAACGAUUCACAUAUUCCUACUCAGUUCGUCGCGUCAUUGACAAACAAAGAUUCAUCAUGGAGCGUCAGUCCAGUGUCUGGCGACCUCGAACCCCAUGAAUCGAAGACCAUCACUGUCAAACUGUGUCUUCUAGACGUUGGGAAAUACAAAAAUAGUGUCAUGGUGUCUAUAAUCAACAGUAGAGAUAUUCUUGUGGAGUUGGAAGUAACCGGAUAUGGAUGCAGUGUCCUUUUCGAACCACAGAUAUUUCCAACUUUCGAUUGGGGUCUACUUUUUAGCCAUCAACAAAUAGAUCGAACGAUAACUCUGACGAAUGGAGGAUCUCGUGACUAUCAAGUGAUCUGGACAACCCAACCAGAAGUACGAUUUCGACGUGGCCAGAUGUUAAUGCCGCACACCACCAAGUUCCAUCUGCAGCCUCUGAUCAUCAAUAUUCCACCCGGGGAAACCAGAUACGUCUAUUGCAAAUUGUUCUGGAAAUUGAACGAGUGCGUCGUGGAAAAAUGGUACGUUUUCGGUCAGAUACAAGGUGUAGGAAAACGGGAAUUGAUCGGUACGUCGUCUUUCACCGUCACUUUGACAGAACCGCAGAUUCUGUUCAGCAAAAGAAGGCUAACGUUUCGCGUGGACGUGUGUGCCGACGAAGAUAAAUUGCAACAAACAGACGAAUUACUGGUGACUAAUCAAUCGAAGCUGGAUCUUAACGUUCAACUGUCAGUGAAACAACCAUUUCACUUGGUAACCGCUGCUGAAGAACAUGUGCAAAGUAUGCAAAUUGUCCUGAUUGACGGGGCUACCACGAAAAUUCGCGUUUUCUUUUUCUUCGAUAGCAAUGUUCAAGAUCGUUACUCAAGAAAUUAUUCUGGUGUACUUCGACUCGAAUAUCAGGAACAUCCUAAUCAGGAUAAAAUCGCGUGCAAGGGCUACGUGAAUUUUCCAAACCUCAUCAUAGAGCCUGGGGAUUUUGUAAUUAACUGUGAGCUGGGUUCAAGCGCAGAGAAAAUAUUAACGCUAACCAAUAACGGUCCUGUAUCGGUUGUGUAUAAAUUCCUGUGGCUCGCAGAUUCCAUUGAGAUACAACGUGAUACGGACAUCGGCCCCGAGUGCCGUGGAUGUUCACCACGGAAAGAAAAAUUAGAGGAAGAUGUACCCGAGAUUCACGAGGUUGCUGUCUCGAAUGAGACAGACGAAGAAAUUUACCCAAGUGACAGACAAGAGGACGGAAGCGGAGACGGACCAUUAAACACGAUACCACCUCCUACAAAUUCUCCUAUUUCAGAGAAUCAGAACGUGGAAACUCCUGUCACAGAGCAAAGUUCUGAAAUGAAUGAUUGCUUGAUAUCUCGAGAAGAAUUAAGAGAAUUCUUAAUGCCGAUUGUUGGACCGUAUUUUAAGAAAGAUGAAGAUCUAAUCGUGUUAGAGAGCAUGCACACCGAUCCACCAAAGGGUCAUUAUAUUAACGAGGUUCUGAAGAUCGUUCCAAACGAGGGAACGGUUCUUCCGUAUUCUGUGCAACGUGUGCACGUAGGAUUUCAUGGUUUCGAACGGCUUCGAAUAAAAGCCACCGUUGUCUGCGAGAUAUCCCGUGGACCCAUCGAACGGAUUCAUCUGCUAGCUCGCGCAGACGCCAUUCGAUACGCGUUUGACACGAAUGUUAUCGAUUUUGGUCAACAGUUGUUCCUGGAAUAUUCUCGUAAGACCUUCGUCUUGAAGAACCUCUGCACGAUAGCAUUUGAUUACGAAAUAAAAGCCACGGAGAUAGUUUCCAACGAGGCGAUCGAACGAUUCGAUAUAUGUCCAUUGAUAAUUCAACCGAGUAAAGGCUUUGUAGAUGCUGAAUCGGUCGUGGAAUUUUACGCGAAUCAUUUGGCAACGAAGCUUGGUCCUAUCAGUCAUCGAUUUCAACUAGAGAUUGGUCAUUUGAUGCCCGUCGUAAUCGAAGUAACUGCUUACGGCGCCUUUCCUCAAGUUUAUCCGUGCGUCCCUCGAGAACAGUUGCAUCAAUAUCAUUCCAUCGAAUUAGAAUAUUCCGCUGUCCAGUCAUUGACCGAGGACUUCAUGCAGAACGUAAGCCGAAUCGACGGUUUCUCGACCUUACUUGCCGAAACGAGUCAUUGUGUGCCACAGAAAAUGGAGAACGUCGUUGCCGAGAAAAUAGCCGAUUAUCUCGAAACGGACACGGAGAUGUCAAUUGCCGGGGAAUGGUGCAUUAUUCCGUGCGACGAGACGUUUCCACGAACGAUGGACAUCGACAUGGCGGUGGAAAGGUGGUUGGCAAGGAAGUUCGUCGAUGCAAAUUCAUACAUUUUAAUGCAGCAUGCAACCACUCGCAAGAACGAGCCAAUUCCUCAACUUUUUUCAUUCGAGCACGUUAUUGAUAUGAAAUAUCUGGUCGUCGAACAGACGACUCACUACACGACCAAGGUAAUUAAUUACGGGCCGUGGGUCGCGGAAGUGAGAAUCAGAAUGGGAAAGAAGAAGAACCAUCCGGAGAGAUCAGGAAUCACAGUACAUUUCAAGAAACACUCGAAGCUAUUGGUCGGCGAUUCUGCUAUCCUCCAUGUGACUUGGCAUCCUACACGAGAAAGAUUCUCGGAAAGAAGCGUGGAAGUGAAACACACGAUUUACAUAGAGGUAUCGUACGGGUGUACGAUCCCCGUGACUAUAAAGGGAACAGUGACUUAUCCGUACCUCACCGUCAAUACUAAGUUUUUGGACUUUCAGGACGUUGUCGUGGGUGAAUGUUUGGUUCUUCACAUUUUGGUUAAGAACGAGGGAUUAGUCGAUUGCGAGUGGGAGGCGAGAUUGUCGGACGCUCAUCGUAAGAAGCACCAAGAAGAUUAUUCAUUUUACGUGGAGUACGACACAAAUCACUGCCCGCCUGGCCAUUUCGAAGUCGUUCGCGUAUAUUUCAAGCCUCGAAGAACGUGCUAUACAGAGGCGAAGUUGAAGAUAAUUGUGAAAAUGAGCCUUGAAAUGCAGAUUGUCGCAUUAAUUGGGCAUGGAAUCGAGAAAAGUUUGAACAUAAUAAAACCGACUAUUCAGUUUCUACCUACUGUUCCGUUUACGGACAUUCAAGAAACAGUUUUUACGAUUGAAAACACUUGCAAUUACCCAGUGGAGUUUUUCUGGCAUCAUUUGGACGAUGACUUUCAGACGGAGUAUCGUAUAACGAAAGCUUUGUUGCAUUACUACAAAGUGAAGGAAAUACUGUUGCCGCCCAGGAAGCUUGGUGAACCGAUACCCUGGCAAUUGACGAAAUUUUACAAAGAUAUAGUCAACGAAAUGGCUCAGACAUUAAUUAUGGAGAAAUUAAAGAAUGAAGAGGUAUUGGGGGAAGAAGUGGAGCCUGAGAGUAAGAAUUACGAAGGAGACACCAGCAAUAAGAGGGAGAGAAAGGUGGGGUCGAGCGUAUUGAAGAGAAAAACGAAAAAACGUGGAAGAUCUGUUCAACAAUCUACGAAAAGCAGCGUUCAUGGAAGAAGAAAUGAAAUUGUCAGUGACUUGUUUAGCACAGAUUCGGACAGAAAAGAUUUCUCGGACUUUUCACUGUUGGGGGAAACCAUGGUGGAAUCUGCCCCUCUACCCACGAGUGAUCCUGAAGAAAUCCAACGUUUGCUUUUUUGUGAAUAUUUUGUUGGAAUUGUCAUAAUUAGAUUGCGAAUUUUUAUGCAUCUGUGGAAAAUUAUAUGGAUCUCAGAGUAUCAAGAAGCUGCGUGCAGAGGCGCCAGGGUCUUAGAAAUUCCAGUCCUUAGCAUAGACAAAGCGAUCGCGGAAGUUAUAGCGUUCGCCGGAAGUUCGUGUUCGAGUCAACUUCGACAGAUCAUCGACGAUGUUUACGAGAGUUACUGGAAGGCUUUCGUAAAACAAAGGCAAGAUUCAACAUAUUUUAAAAAAUCGAUGUUCUUUAUGAAAAAGCAACGUAGUCGAGCUGGUGAAAGCAACGAGAUCGGAUCGCAAUCGACUAGAAGAACAGUGAAUUCGAACAAAGGAGGAAGGUCCCCAAAAGAAAAAUCGGGGACGGAAUCGUCCAAAACUCCGAGGAGAUUGAAGACGCCAAAAUUUGCUAAAAUAGAAACUUCCGACUCUCAGAAAGAAGUGAUCCUUCGGCUUCAUGCAGAUCCCGAUCCAGUUGCCGAGCUUGACAAAAUUCCAGCCGGUGAGAAACUAGAGGUCUUGGAUCCUUUGAGCAGAUACGAGUACAAGAUUCAAGCAAUUUUAUUACUGGAGAAAGUAGUUGAUCACCGUGAAAUCCAGGAACCGUCUAGAGAUAAAGAGGACAGAGGCGCAAAAAAGAAACAAGAUGCUUCGUUUGCUGGGAUUACUUCUGAAUUAAUAUUCCAAGCUCUCGAAGAAAGAUUAUCCAUGGAUGAUUUCAAGCGAGGUUUCGUUGUACAAAGCUUGGAGAGCAAUUUCCUGCGAAACAACACGUCCGAAGCUUUGCUUUUCCUAUUACGGAUCGUCGGCAAUAUCGAGUAUUUUCUAUUCGUUACUUUUCUUAACUCGAUGGCUCGCUAUAACGCCAAAGUGGAGCAGCUCCGAAAUGAAAUAGCGGUGAAAGCAACCGAUCCCACUCAGAAGAUCCAGGACAUCGACGAAAUGUCGUCGUCCGAAUACGAUCAACUUCCCGACGAGGAUAAGAAGAUAUAUCUGAACGCGAUUCUACCACGUAAAAGGGAGGAGGCAUCGCGUAGACGAGCUCGAUUUAUCGAAAGAAUGAUGGAACGUACAAAGAAAAAGGAGAACCGGAGCAAUGUCGUUUCGAGCUCGAAGACAAUCAAGAGGAAGCGGGACGUAAAGUCGGCGAAGCACGCGACUGCGACUAGUAACUCGCGGCCAGCUUCUAACAAACUGGGAACAAGCAAAGCAACGAAAAGUAGAGACAGCUCGAAACGAGGAAAGGAACCUGUGCCGAGCGAGGUUAAAGAAAUUAUGACGGCUAUGGAUCAGUAUUACGCAGAACUAUCGUCGAUUGAGAUGAUUAUUUAUAAUUGGGAUCCUAUAAAAAUGACGAUGGAAACCCCUCAUACAAUAAAGUCAAGGGUGAUAAAAAGCGAUAAAUCCAGAGAUCUGAGUCCUUUGGACGUUCAAAAGGUAUACGUUUAUCAAUUGACUUCCUUGGCACCGAUAUCGGAAGUGUUCUCGAUCAACGAAUCGAUGCCAGUGAGCGAAGUCAGCGUGCAAGAGAGUCACAGCGUCGCUAAAAGGAAUCGUGGACGACGCGGGCAUAAAUCAACGAGCAAGAUAGAAGAGAAUCGUUCUCUGAACGCGUUGACAAUAGAGAGUACAGACACGAACACCACUUCCCUUCUGGAAACGAUCGUGGAAGAGCCCGUAAAGCCACGAUGGAUUUUGCUACCGAGCGAAUGUCAGGGGUUUAAGAUCCGUUUUCGACCGGAAGAGACGGGUCACUACGAAGAAACGUUCGCGUUGACGCUCGUGGACGGAAAUUGCGUUACCCACGAAGUGAAUGUUAUCGGUAUCGCGGAUAUACCGAGGCUGGAUAUGAAUCCCAAAACGAUUUUUCCAAAAAGAAAAUUGAACGUGACAGACAGCUCCAUGUAUAUUUACGAUAAAGAAUUAUACGACUUCGGAUCUCAGCUGGUUCUCCAUAAAGACAGAAGGCCGCAUCGUCGAGAGGCUCGGCUGAAGUUUUGCAACAUUUCCGAGGUGGAGGCGGACGUUCGCAUCUCGUUGACGGAUAACGGUUCCGAGUGUUUCUUCGUUCAACCCCAGCAGUUGCUUAUCGCCCGAGGCAACUGCGCGACUGUGACUCUGUCGGCCAUCGCCACCAGACUGGGGACCAUCGCUGGGAAGUUGCUCCUGUGCGUGAAGAACAAUCCGAGAGUCGAAGUGAUCGAGUUGCAAAGCAAAGGCACUGAACUGGACAUCGAGCUAGAUGAAAAAGAAUUGUUCUUCGGUCGCACGCUCCUUCACCGAAUGGAACAUCGAACACUGACGGUCAGAAACAAAACUCCAGUCCCGUUUUUCUGGCACCUGGAGGCUGAAGAACCUGCUGAUCCUCAAAUAACGUUUGCACCUUCAUGUGGAAUGAUAGAAACCCUCAGUGAACAAAAGAUCGAGUUUUGUUAUCACGCUACCACGAUCGGCAUGAUCCAACGGAAGGCGAUAAUCUUCAAGGCAUUCUUGGACGAAGACGACGACGAUCCCAUUUUCUCCGAUGUCGUGUUACUAUCUGGAGAAACUUAUGACGUUGCAGUGGAUAUCAACUAUGCGAAUCCCAUUGAUUUGAAACAUAUAAGAGCGGAUUUCCCAGCGAAAGCGAUAUUCUCCAUGAGAAAUCGUGGUGACUACGAGGUGAAAUACAUAAUCACGUUGGAUGACAAUGAGAAAUUGGCGAAAUUAAACUUGCCUGUUAAUUUCAAAAAGAAGCUUGAAAUUCAACCAACUAGUGGAACAAUUUUACCAAAUGAAGAGAAAAAUGUAGAAAUAAUAUUCAAGCCAAAGACUGAAUUAACGCUCAAGGAAGCCCCGAUAUUGAAAUGCCAUUUGAUUGACACGCACAAGGAAACUAGGAUAAUCGCUGAAAUUCCUCUCAAAGUUUCUGUCGACGCAUAUUACGCUAGAUUUCGUAUUAACCCGUAUCCUGUGGUAAACUUCGGUACAUUAGCCAUAUGUAGCGAGAAAACGAUGUACCUCAAUAUUGAAAAUAUCGGAAGAUUCCCCUUACGUUAUUUCGUUCAACUGAUAUACCAACACCCGUCUGUCAUUUACAUGACCAAAAUGUUGCAGGAUGAUUUUGGGGAAAAGAUGGAUCUCGCAGAAAAGAGACAGAAGCCGAAAAAGGGGAAAAAAUCUUCUAGAAACGAGACUAAGUACUUGUUAUUGUUCUUCUUCUGUCUCUACAAUUUUACUAGGAUUUAUUGUCAUAAAUCAUUAAAUAAGGGAGACGAACAAAUAAAUAAGAUCGUCUCGGAACCAGGAAAAUUAGUAGUAGGAUCAAUGACGAUAAUGAAACUGGAAGGCGCUGUGAAUGUUGGUCAAACGGAUAGCAUCGCCAUCACUUGCUACCCCGAAUUCGUCGGUUCCGAAGAGGAUCAGAUCCUCGUUGUGGUGCAAGACAGCACGCCCGAAGACAGAGAAGGAAAAAUAGUCACGUUAUCUGUGAACUCGUCUAUGCCCACUAUCGAUUUUCACGAUCUCGACUCGAUGUUUCAAGAAAAUCACGUAGUCGAUAGAAUUCAAGAGUUCGAGUGUCCCAAAGAUAUCGGAUCGCACACGGUGUUCGCUCGUGAAGAAAAAUGCCUUUAUUUCCGGUAUGUCAACGUGUUGAGCACCCACGUAACCUGCUUCAAAUUGCACAACCGCGGCGUAGUGGCUGCAAACGUAGAAGUUCACUUGAUAGAAGAGACUCUGACGCCGAACACAACGAAGUCCAACACCUUUAUCGUAGAACCACCAGACGAACAAAUCCCUCCCAUGAGUUACAAAGUCUUCGCCGUGUCUUUCACGCCGCACGUCAUACAGACGUUUCAAGGAACGUUGCGAGCCGCCGUGGUUCUGCCCCCGCAUCUCGAGGCUGACCAACUAUUCAUCAAACUGAUAGGGGAAUCUUGCAUGCCGGAAGUGGCGAUUACAGAGCCGGUACACGGGGCACGUGAGAGACCUAGUUUGAACUUCGCUCGUACAUUGAUCGACGAGAGCAGUUGCAGAUAUUUUGCUAUAGAAAACGUCGGAUUCAUUAAGACGAAAGUCAUCGUGGAGAUCGACGAGGAUCCGAAUAAUGUAUUUCUCCUCUCCGUUUGCUUGGACGCGCAACAUUUACUGCAAGUCUUGGAGGAGUACUGCAACAAACUACACGAUCGAUGUACCGUAGUUCGUUUAGCGCCUGGAAAUGUGGCUCGUUUCAAAGUAAUUUUCACCCCGAUUGAAGUCGGGAAAUAUUGUGGAAAAAUUCGUUUGCACGUGGUCGACAAUCCGUAUGAGAAUAUGUUGAUUAAUUUGGAAGGCGAGUGUUACAUCGAAACGGUCAUUUUGGAGGGUUUACAGUUCGAGGAGAGCAAAGAAAAAGCAGCGACCAGAAAUCAUAAGAACCGGAAAGUCUCGUCCAAGCAGAAUUCUCUCGUUUCAGCUUCGAGCAUCUCGAUGCUCCCAGCGUCUCUGACCUACAUUCUCGACUACGGGCUUUGUUUCGUUAGCAAAAUGUACAAAAAGGCGUUUAAGAUUGUCAAUAAAUCUACGGAUCGGUCGUUCCGCUUCCGAUGGAGUGAACAUCCCUGUGUUGUGUUCGAGCCAUCUGUUGGACACAUCAAGCAUCUCACGUCCAAAGAAAUCGUUGCUACCUUCCUGGCACCGGAACCCACGAAUCAAGAGAACGUUCGCAUCGAAUGUUCGAUGUACGAAAUUCUGAUAGAAUAUUCAGAGACUCAGACUGGUUGGGACGACAGGCAAGUUGAAAUACGUUGGGAGAAAGUACACCAUGAACUAAUGGGUCCAUUAAGCGACGUGGAAUUUUUAUUGAAGAAAAUCGUAGAGCCAACUAUAGAACCGAAGCACGAAGUUGUGCUUGGAACAAGCAAAUCAAUCCAUCUCUUAUUAAACGCCGUUGUCGCAUUUUCGGAAUGCUUGUGCACCGUCGAGAAUGUUUGUUUUAAAGACACCUUGAUGUUUCAGACCAGGGAGUUCACAUUCUCUAUAUCGAAUCCAGGGGUCGUAGAUAUGAUAUUCGCCUGGAAGAUAAAUAUGGACGAACAGUAUCCAAAGAGGCACCUAGGAGACGGUUCGAACGUGCUUUCCAAAUCGAGAACAGCGGAGGAAACCCGUACACGGAAUUCUAAAUCGUCUCGAGGAAUCUUUUCCGCAACAAGGGAACUCAGUCGGAAGGACAUCGAACAGGAUGAAUACAGCACAGGGGACAGCACGAAUUUUUCGUCGCAGCAAUGCUCGUCAUUCGUUUCUAGUAAUUUCUUUGCCUUAGUUUUCAUGGCACAACCAGGAAGGGAUUCUACCUGCAGAAGAAUAAGACGAAAAAAUAUAGAAUAUAGCGCAGACAUGAAAACUCCUUUAAGCACGAGACCGUCGGAUCUUUUCAGCAGUACCGCAGGACUGUCGGGAAGAACCACGGAUAGCUGGUUGGAAGGAGAUGAUCUGCCUUUCGUAAUUCAUCCUGAUACAGGAAAGAUACCACCCGGACAAUCCAUGGAAUGUACAUUAAAAUUUUCACCCAAGGAUGUAUUUUAUUACAAGGCAUACCUCACGUGCAAGAUAGAAAAUCUUGAGCCGAAUCAACCGACUUUGAUGAUUCCCAUCGUGGCAAGAAGUUUAUUGCCUUAUUGUCAUUUCGACGUGAAGGAAAGCGACUACGUAACCGGCGAGAGGCGAGAUCCAUCACGACCAGGACCCAUAGGAUACGAAACAGACGAUUCCACUAUAUGGCAGAACAUCAGGGUAAUCGAAUUUAAAGUGGUUGGCGUUGGCGGCACUCAUGUGAAGAAAUUCCACCUAAUCAACCCCACCGCGGACGAUUACUAUUUUUCAUGGACGAAUCGAUCACCUCGCAAAGUAGAGGAGAUAUCGAAGUUUCAUUGUAUGGUGACCGAGGGCGUCGCUGAACGUGGAAAACGUACCGACCUGGCUUUCACGUUUUUGGCAGAGGACGUCGGCGUCUUCGAAUCCUUCUGGCUCUUCUCCAUCGACAGAUACAAUCUGGAGUGCCUUUUUCUGGUCGUCGGCACCGUAACCGAACCGUCGGUGCACUGCCUCGCCGUUCACAUGAAACUCAAGCCAACAAUCUUGGGAUUUAAUGUGAGAGAUUCGACGAGAUUGUUGAACAACGAGGAUUUUCAUAUACCGUUCAACGUGUUGGAGAAGUCUCUCUAUUCCGAGGGUAGAUUUCAAAAGCUCAGCGUGACUCCGAUGAGUGGGACUCUUCUCUCGAAAAGCGACCAACAUCUCUGGGUCGAGUAUCAUCCAACCCGGAUCGGUGAGUUCCACUUUUCCAUUCAGUGCGCUGUAAAACUGAUGAAAAGUCCCCUUACCAUCUUCGUGACCGCCUCCGUUUACGAUAUCGUAUGCUCGGUUUCUUAUUACAAACCCAACGGCGAAACCAUCCAAGCUUCCAAGAGUAAGGAGAAUAUCAUCAACUUGGACAAGAUAAUGCCCGAAAUAGCGAUUACCCUCAAGUUUGACAUAACGAAUGCCUGUAAGGUAGCAUUCUAUUAUACUUGGGACCUCGGUAUGACGCCAGAAAUUUCGUGCAGAAAUGCGUACAACGUAACGAUGUCUCAGAAGCAAGGUUAUGUGACCAGCGAUGAUCGAUCCACCUGUUUCCUGACCCUGACAACAUAUCAAAAAGUUACGAUAAAGGAUCAUUGCGUUCUUCUACAGGUUUCCAAUGGUCCCACUUACAAAUUUAUACUAAAAGCUUUCUCUAAAAGGCCUGCGAUCGAAUUCAGCUUCAAUCGUUACGAUUUUGGACCUUGCUAUAUCCAAGAACGCAAUACAAACUCCUAUUUUACGGAGCUUUGUGUAACAAACUCUGACGAUGCGCCUUUUAUAAUUGAAUGUAAGUUCGAAGAACAACCGCACCUCUCCGUCGAUCUGAAUCGGAUCUCGGAAGCACUGGCGGCCCAUUCUACGGUCGCUAUACCGAUCGUUUUUCGUCCGUUGAAGGAAACCAAGUACCACGAAUGUUUGGUGUUCACAAUCAACUCGACGAGCGAGAAGAAGAUAACGAUUACUGGCGAGGGAAUCAGCUAUAAAGUUUGUCUGGUGAAUCCUCGCGACAAAUCGAUAGAUCUCGGCAGCGUUCCCGCUUUCAAAAGCGUCGUGAAGAAGGUCCCGGUAAUAAAUGAAGGUUCGGCGCCGCUCGAGCUGAAAUUCGGUCUGAUGAAGUUUCUCAGAGGUUAUGACGAGUAUCGCGAAAGUCGAGGAUACUGCGACUCGAAGAUGGAAGGCGCGAGCGAAUUGGUUCGAGCAUCCAUUAUGGAGACCAAGCGAUCCUGGACCCUGGAUGUGAAGCUUCAGACUGUAGAACCGAAGCUUUCAGACGUUCUGAACAUCGAGCCGUCGUCGAACAUCGUUUUGAAACCAAAUAAGAGAGUUAACGUGCUGAUCACUUUUAAAUCUUCAUUGAGAAUAAGACCAUUCAUGGCCAAAGUGGCUUUUCAAUCGUCUUCCACGAUUCUCCCAUUGUUCUUGGUGCGUGGAAGUUGCGUAGGAGCGGAGUUCCGCUUGGACAGGAACCAUAUCUCCUUUGGUACCGUAAUUCAGGGUUGUGCAGCGGAAUCUAAGCUCGUAUUAAUGAACACUGGAGAUUUGGGCUCGAGGUUCAAGUGGAACGUGUCGAAAUUACCGAAAGAUUUCCAAAUCAAUCCUAUGUCUGGCUACUGCUCGGCCGGCAUGGAUGUGAAUUUCAUAGUGAAGUUCCAACCCUCUGAGCAGCGGUGCUUAAUUGAGGGUGAGGGGAUAAUAGAAAUUGAGAAGUACGAAUCUUUAAGUGUCAAAAUUAGCGGAGCGUGCGGAAAACUUCCUGACCCGAUCGGAACUAUCAUGUUCGAAUGUUUGGUACGGGAAAAGCAAACUCGAUCAAUGGUUAUAGUGAACGACUCUAAUCUUCCUUGGAAGCUGAAUGUUGAAGUAACUGGAGAUUAUUUUUCCGUCGACGAAAUAUUGCUGAUUCCUGCGCAACAGUCUGCUCCUUGCGUUGUUACAUAUUCGCCUCUUGUUAUGAACUCUGGAAACACUCCGCACAUGGGAACACUGGUGCUAAAAUCCGUGAACGAAAAUCUGUACAUGGUAUAUUCACUUCGUGGCAGAAGCUUACCACCGCUAGUUACAUCGAAAAUUAGCCGUCGAUUCCCCGCGAAAACAAAGUAUACCGAACUUAUGCCUGUUUACAAUUGGUUAAACAUCCAACAACGAUUCGAUUGUAAGAUCGAAUUGACAACGAACGAUAACACGCAAUCGCAGGUUCCAUUGUACAGCUUCGUAGGUAAUGAAAAAAUUGAUGUCCCGGCAAAAGGUCAGCGAGAUUACCGAGCGGUGUUCUAUUGCUACGAGAAGUGGAAUUUUAGUUUCAAAGUAACGUUCACUAACAACGAGAACGAAUAUCAAUUCUACGACAUAGAGUACGAAGUAACAGAGCCGGAAGUGAUUGAAUCGAUCCCGCUGGUAACCUCAGCCCGAUCUCAGAUUUGUCACGCUUUGAAAUUGGAGAAUCCUCUCGAACAUGAAACGAUCAAAUUUACAGCGGAGUGUCUUCAUCCAUUUAUCACUGUAAUCCAAAUGCCAAAGUUCGUGCAACCAUUAUCACACGAGUAUAUUUCUAUAAUAUAUCAUCCAAUAUUGCCAUUCGUUACUGACAUGGCCAUGCUAAAUAUCGAUGGUCAAAAGUUGGGCCGAUUCCCGUACGAAUUGCGAUUGAAAGCCAAUCCUGCUCCUCCAGAGAAGACCACGCGUGUUAAUGCGAGUUUAGGAAGCAAUUACGCGUUCUCGCUUCUCGUGAAAAACUUUACCCAAGAAAAUACCAAAUUUCUGAUACACGUAGAUAGUGAGUGUUUCGCAUAUUCGAAAUUCAUUCAUGUGAAUAAAUUAGAAAACGGUGUAAUCGACGUAAUUUAUGAGCCGCUCGACGUUGAAAAUGUCACUGCCACGUUGAUAGCAUCCUCGGACACUGCUGGAGAAUUUGUCUUUCCUUUGAUCGGUUCUUGCUCUUUACCGAAACCUAUGGGUCCUUACAUGGUCACUCGAAGCUCCUCAGCUUUAAUACCCUUUAAAAAUGUAUUCAGUGAGGCAAAGGUCUUUGAUUUUAUCGUCGACGUUCCUGACAUUUUUAUACUGAAUACAGCAUCAAUUAUUUUAGAAUCAAAACAGAGUAUCGACAUUAAAGUGGAUAUACAAGAUGAGCAAGAAGGAGAACACACUGAAAAAGAGAAAUAUCCUGUUACUGGAAAAUUAACAGUGUACUGUACUGACCAUGCUUUUUCUUAUAUAAAUUGGGUGUAUUAUUUGAGAGGAAUUUUCGAAUGAAAUAUAAAUAAAUAUAAACUUAUACUUCAGCUAUGUUUAAAUU